AUGGCAACCACGGCUGUGUGCGUGCUGACGGGCAAGCCGGUGCAGGGCACCAUCUACUUCCAGCAGAAGGGAAAUGGGCCAGUCGUGGUGUCAGGAUCCAUUACAAGAUUGACUGAAGGCGAUCAUGGAGUCCAAGUCCAUCAAUUUGGAGACAGUACACAAGGCUGUACCAGUGCAGGUCUUCACUUUAAUCCCUUCUCCAAAACACAUGGUGGGCCAGAGGUUCAAGAGAGGCGAGUUGGAGACCUGGGCAAUGUGACUGCUAGCAAAGAUGGUGUGGCCAUUAUGCCUAUUGAAGAUUCUUUGAUCUCACUCUCAGGAGACCAUUCUGUCAUUGGCCAUACAAUGGAGGUCCAUGGAACACCAGAUGACUUGGCCAAAGGUGGAAAGGAAGAAAGUACAAAGACAGGAAACACUGGAAGUUGUUUGCCCUGUAGUGUAAUUGGGAUGGCCCAAUAAACAUU
Messenger RNA from Camelus dromedarius (Arabian camel), 464 nucleotides. RefSeq names its product superoxide dismutase [Cu-Zn]-like. Gene Ontology annotation, cellular component: peroxisome; mitochondrion; nucleus. The record is from RefSeq and is a predicted model, not a curated record. Gene Ontology annotation, biological process: superoxide metabolic process. Gene Ontology annotation, molecular function: copper ion binding. NCBI's taxonomy places the organism in Eukaryota, Metazoa, Chordata, Mammalia, Artiodactyla, Camelidae.